Molecule: messenger RNA, 1283 nt
Organism: Galeopterus variegatus (Sunda flying lemur)
Lineage: Eukaryota; Metazoa; Chordata; Mammalia; Dermoptera; Cynocephalidae
Product: glioma tumor suppressor candidate region gene 2 protein-like
Exons: 12
Biological process (GO): ribosomal large subunit assembly; rRNA processing
Cellular component (GO): nucleolus
Molecular function (GO): 5S rRNA binding
Source: RefSeq, a predicted model, not a curated record
UGGCUUGUUGUCAGAGGCCCCCGAUGAAAAGCUUUUCUUCGUGGACACUGGCUCCAAGGAGAAAGAGCUGAAGAAGAAGAGGACCAAAGUCCAGAAGAAGUCAUUGCUUCUCAAGAAACCCCUUCGGGUUGACCUCAUCCUUGAGAACACAUCCAAGAUCCCUGCCCCCAAAGACAUCCUUGCCCACCAGGUCCCCAACGCCAAGAAACUCAGGCGGAAGGAACAGCUAUGGGAGAAGCUGGUGAAACAGGGCGAGCUGCCCCGGGAGGUGCGCAGGGCACAGGCCCGGCUCCUCAGCCCUUCCACGGCCAAGCCCAAGACUGGGACCCAGGACACUGUUGAGCGACCCUUCUAUGACCUCUGGGCCCCGGACAACCCUCUGGACAUGCCAUUGGUUGGCCAGGAUGAGUUUUUCCUGGAGCAGACUAAGAGGAAAGGAGUGAAGCGGCCACCGCAUCUGCAUACCAAGCCCUCCCAGGCACCUGCUGUGGAGGUGACGCCUGCUGGGGCCUCCUACAACCCAUCCUUUGAAGACCACCAGACCUUGCUCAUGGCGGCCCAUGAGGUUGAGCUUCAGCGGCAGAAGGAGUCAGAAAAACUGGAGCGGCAGCUGGCCAUGCCCAUUGGGGAGCAGAUGGCCACCCAGGAGUCUGUGUUCCAGGAGAUGUGUGAAGGGCUUCUGGAGGAGUCGGAUGGGGAGGGGGAGCCGGGCCAGGGUGAGGGGCCUGAGGGUGAGGAGCCUGAGGCCGGAGGAGCCAAGGCAUCGUUGGCACCUGCCCGCCUUGCCCCUGCGGAGAAGAAGACAGAGCAGCAGCGGCGGCGGGAGAAGGCUGCCCGCAUGCUGCGGGCACAGCAGGCCGUGGUGCGGGCUGCCCGGCUGCGGCACCAGGAGCUCUUUAGGCUGCGUGGGAUCAAGGCCCAGGUAGCCCAGCGGCUGGCAGAGCUGGCGCGGCGGAAGUGGCAGAGGCAGACACGGCGGCUGGCCGAGGCCAACAAGCCCCGUAGGCUGGGGCGGCUCAAGUAUCAGGCUCCCGACAUCGAUGUGCAGCUCAGCUCGGAGCUAUCUGACUCUCUAAGGACCCUGAAGCCUGAGGGCAAUAUUCUCCGAGACCGGUUCAAGAGCUUCCAGAGGAGAAACAUGAUUGAGCCUCGGGAGAGAGCCAAGUUCAAGCGCAAGUACAAAGUGAAGCUUGUGGAGAAGCGGGCGUUCCGUGAGAUCCAGCUAUAGUCACUGCUGGAUGCCGGAGCCCCUAACUUUCAAUAAAGCACUUUCUGACAGCUUA